Molecule: messenger RNA, 906 nt
Organism: Rosa chinensis
Lineage: Eukaryota; Viridiplantae; Streptophyta; Magnoliopsida; Rosales; Rosaceae
Exons: 11
Coding region: 88-906 (272 amino acids)
Biological process (GO): phosphorelay signal transduction system
Molecular function (GO): protein binding
Source: RefSeq, a predicted model, not a curated record
CUUGCCAUAUCAUUUGCCAAACUGCUUUGUUUCUUCCGCAAUUUUUAGCUGGUGCCGAAUACGGAUUUGGUCAAAGGUCCUCAGCCCAUGGAAGUAGCUCAAGUGGAGCCGGCGAGUACAGUUGAUAAUCAGCCAGUGGAGGAGCCUCCAACAAUGAAAUUCACUUGGACAAUUGAGAGCUUUUCUAGGUUGCACACCAAAAAGCACUACUCUGACAUGUUCAUCGUCGGUGGUUGUAAAUGGCGGAUACUGAUUUUUCCUAAAGGAAACAAUGUGGACCACUUGUCAAUGUAUUUGGAUGUAGCGGAUUCGCAGGCGUUGCCUUAUGGUUGGAGUAGAUAUGUGCAGUUCAGCUUGGCUAUAGUUAAUCAGAUUCACAACAAGUACUCAAUUAGAAAGGAAACAAAAGAAGGAUAUUCUCAACCCACUUCUCUCUUCCUCUUCCCCUCCCUAAGACUUUGGCCUGCUGACAGCACUACUGCCUGGCUAUCUGACAAUGGUGGCAAUCCUAUGCAGGAAGCUGAAGGGAAAGGACUGCCCUGUUUCUGGCUGAAUGCAAUGAAGAACAAUGACAUGCUAUCUGAGGAGCCCCACGAAAUGUUCCUCACUGUUACUUAUCUCAUAUCUGAGAAGGUGGGGGAUUAUUUGGUCAUUUUGGAGCUGUUGGGUUGCUUGGUUUUGUGCUCAUGCUUUGCUUUUGGAUACUUUGGUUUUGUUGUUCAUGAGUUCAAGGGUAGCAGCUCCAGUGUUGGUGCACAAAGAGUUAAAAAUGGCUGCAUUGCUUUCUACAACUUCCGUGAGGAACAAAACAUUGAAGGAUUGUGCAAUGAGUCGAUUGAUGCCCAGAAAGUGUUUGGUUAUGCUCUUACAAAGAUGGGAAGGAUACAACACUGUCUUAUCCCUUAG